AUGGAGGGUGUGGAAUGUGGCGCCGAUUUCCAAGCUGGAAAAAAGCAGGACGGCACCAGUUUGUCUGUAACAGUGCCUAGAAAGAUAACAAAGGAUUCCAGAUUUUGUAAGAUUUGCUACUCAUUAACAAACCCAAUAAACAUGAAGGAUGAUUUGAUCUCCCCUUGUAACUGUAAGGGAUCUAUAGGCCUUGUCCACGGUGUAUGUCUGAAGAUGUGGAGGUACAGGGGCAAAAGAAUCAAAGACAUAAGAAAAUGUGAACAGUGCUCUUCAUUCUACAAGCUGGACAAUGAAAUAGUUCCCCAUAGGAUUGUUGUUUCACUCGCAACAGUUAUCAUCUUGCUUCUAAUAUAUCUAGUAUCAACCAUUUUGUUUAAGUCGUUGAUCGAUGCAUUUAUCAUAAUAAUAAGGGAUUUUUUCUUUGCAGAUGUCCAUACGUUGGUAGAUCUUGAGAUGGGAAGGGGACUUGAAUAUGUCUUUCUCCAAAAGCAGUCUCCUCUGGAAUAUAAGUUUAUAGAGACGAAUGGAUUUGUAUAUCUUUUUAUUAUGGUUCUACUCUACCAAGUCUUUUCAAAGAUAAGCUUCUUUUCUAUAUUCAAUUACAUGUUCACAUUCUGGAGACUGAACCAGUUUGAUUUUGCACUAGAUAAGGUUCUGUUUGGGUUCAUGUCUAUGUAUUAUAUGAGGAAGGCGUAUAAUGAUAUCUACAGCAGAGUUGACUCUGGACUCAUAUUCUUUCUAAAUUAUAAAUAG
This is a messenger RNA of Encephalitozoon romaleae SJ-2008, 753 nucleotides long. RefSeq lists its product as hypothetical. Lineage: Eukaryota; Fungi; Microsporidia; Unikaryonidae. The transcript has a single exon. Gene Ontology annotation, molecular function: zinc ion binding. Bases 1 to 753 code for a protein of 250 amino acids. The record is from RefSeq and is a predicted model, not a curated record.